Messenger RNA from Oncorhynchus nerka (sockeye salmon), 4798 nucleotides. Its product is annotated as myocyte-specific enhancer factor 2C-like. Bases 548 to 1984 code for a protein of 478 amino acids. Lineage: Eukaryota; Metazoa; Chordata; Actinopteri; Salmoniformes; Salmonidae. Gene Ontology annotation, molecular function: RNA polymerase II cis-regulatory region sequence-specific DNA binding; DNA-binding transcription factor activity, RNA polymerase II-specific; protein dimerization activity. Gene Ontology annotation, biological process: positive regulation of transcription by RNA polymerase II. The transcript has 10 exons. The record is from RefSeq and is a predicted model, not a curated record.
UCUUUCCUCUCAGUGUGCAGUUGGUAGCUUUGAGCCGAACACGGUCACCCAGGUCUCUGGGUGUUUCUCCUCUAAGCCAGCUGGUCUGGCUUUUAUACCUUCUUCUCGUCCUCUUUUACUCCUCUGUUCCAUUUCAUCCCUUCUUUUCUGAGCUAAAGGAUAGAGUGUUCUGACCCACAGCUGGAGCUGUAGGGAACCUUCCUGGGGAAGAUAAUACAAGCAGCACUGGUGCUCUGUAAACCAAUGGACCCGAGGCCCUUAGAGACCACCCUGAUGAAACACUCAGACACAGACUGACUGACACAGAUGAGAGAGAGAUUGAGAUAAAGCCAGAAGGGGAGAGAGAGAGAACCGAAACCUGAAACGCAUGCAGGAGGAUCUGGGGCUGAAGCUUUGACAGAACAGAAGGAAGUGCAAGUAAUUGACUGGUGCGAAUGCCAGAGGAAUUGAGAGGAGACAAAAAAAGAAAAGAGAAUACUGCUGUGAGGAUUGAGACGAGAAGGAGAACAGGACUUUUGGGGACAGGAGAGAAAGAGAAGGAGUGAAGAUGGGGAGGAAAAAGAUCCAGAUAGCACGGAUUAUGGAUGAACGCAACAGACAGGUGACGUUCACCAAGAGGAAGUUUGGCCUGAUGAAGAAGGCGUACGAGCUGAGCGUGCUGUGUGACUGUGAGAUCGCCCUCAUCAUCUUCAACAGCACCAACAAGCUGUUCCAGUACGCCAGCACCGACAUGGACAAGGUGCUGCUCAAGUACACCGAGUACAACGAGCCUCACGAGAGCAGGACCAACUCUGACAUCGUGGAGACUCUGCGAAAGAAGGGUCUAAAUGGCUUUGACAGUCCCGACAUCGAGGCAGACGACUCUGCUGGUCAGAGCCCCGAGUCAGAGGAUAAAUACCGCAAGAUCAACGACGACAUCGACCUCAUGAUCAGCAGACAGAGACUCUGUCAGGCUCUCCCCCCCUCUAACUACGACAUGAUUGGCUCCAUCCAGGGCCAAAAUAACAGCGGACUACUCUACUCUCAACCUGGGGCGGGGGGUUCCUUAGGAAACCACAAUCUGCCGCCCCUCUCGCACACACACCCCGGGCUGCAGAGGAACAGCAUGUCGCCUGGACCCCAACACACACACCGAACCCCCAGCGCUGGAAACGCAGGAGGGAUGAUGGUCUCGGAGCUGUCGAACGCCGUCUCUAACACUGGUAAUGGUAGCUAUGGUAACCACCGUCACUCUCCGGGGCUGCUGUCUCCGGGAUGUGUGGCCAAAGGCAUGCAGGCCAAGACUCCGCCCCUGAUGACCUCCAUGACCCUGAGUGGUAACCGCAAGCCAGACCUCCGCACGCUGCUGCCCCCUGGCAACAAAAACAACAUGCCCUCAGUCAACCAGAGAAUAAACCACUCCCAGUCUGCCCAGUCUUUGGCUACUCCUGUGGUCUCCAUAGCAACACCUACUCUGCCCGGGCAGGGUAUGGGAGGGUACCCCUCUGCCCUCUCCACCUCCUAUGGCACAGAGUACUCUCUGGGUGACCUGAGCUCUCUGUCAGGCUUCGGAGGGAACGGCUCUGGAUCAGUUCACCUGGGAUCAGUAACAGGCUGGCAGCAACAACAGCUACAGAACAUGCAGCACUCAGCAUUAGGACACAUGGGAAACCUUUGUCAGAACUCCAACCUCAACCUCCAGAAUGUCCAUCAGAACCUUCACAUCAAGUCAGAGCCCGCCUCCCCGCCCAGAGAUCGAGGCAUCGGAUUUGUCAGCGGAGGGAUGGGGGCCGUGUCCCAGGGCUACCUAACAAAUCAAGGCCCAGCCGAGGCAGGGCGGUCUCCUGGCGACAGCCUAUCCAGCUGUGGGAGCUCAUACGACGGCAGCGACCGCGAGGAUCACCGCGGAAACGACAACUUCCUGCUGCGCCCGAUGUCCAAUCAGGAGGAACGCCACAGCCCGUCCGUCAAACGCAUGCGCCUAUCAGAAGGCUGGGCUACAUGAUAAGGCCCACCCCUGAUGAUUCACUGGGGGGGGCUUGUGUAGAGUUACCUUUAGUGUUACCCUGACUAUUAUUAAUCCUGUGUCCAAAACGGCACCCUAUUCCCUACAUAGUGCUCUUGCCAAAAAGUAAUGCACUUUAUAGAGAAUAGGGUGUGAUUUCAGAUUUGGCCUAUAUUCUUCUUGUGCAGAGUGAGAGUGUUACACUAUAACAGGGACAUUAUAUACAGGAGUGUGUGUGUGUGUGUGUGGGGGGGGUUAUAAUAGAGACAUAAACUGUGUCUCAAAUGGCGCUCUAUUGCCCAUGUAGUGCGCUACCUUUGGCCAAAAGUAGUGACACCGCAUGGGACAUAGGGAGUUACUUGAGACGGCAGUGACAUGCAAGGAGUGAGGGUUGAUAUGGAGUGGUGGGAGUCUGUGUGGGAGGGGGGGGGGGGGCUGCAAUUUCUUGCGUUGUGUGUUUGUGAGGGAGGGAAUAAGUCAAUGAAUAUGUACACUAUGUAAACUAACUAAGAAAAGGUUGAAGAUGUCUGGUACUCUGUAUGGCCAAGCUACUGGUGAGUUCAGUAAUAUACUAGGAGACACAAGGACAGGCACUGAGGAGUGGACACGUCACGGUGGAUUUGUGUGUGUGUGUGGAUGAGUGUCUACGUCUGUGAGUGUGUGCACACUGGUGUGUGUGUGUGUGUGUGUGCCAUGUACUACCUAGGCCCAGUCUGCAGCUGGCUGACUAGCAGACAGAUAGUGCGAGUGUUCACUACAACUCGUGCAUGUUGCAGGUUCAACGUAUUCAUGUGUAUAACGAGGGAGGGUAGGCAGAGAAAGAGAGAGAACGGGACAGAGUGACAAAGGCAGGAAGAAAGAGAGAGAUGAAGGGGGGGCAGAUGGAAGUGAAAGAGAAAGACAGAAAAGAAGAGAGCGACAGAGGGAGAAAGAGACAGGGAGGAAGCCAUUAUGCAACAGGUUGCACAGAGCUGGAACAAAUAGAAUAAGAAGUCAUUCUAAUAUUCAAAUUCUACGGCUGGAACCCUGGACAACUAGAAUAUCUCACUUGAAGUGAAGAAGCGUAGGAAUCGUAGUUCAAUUCAGUCAAAAUACUUUUUAAGAGCCAUAUGCUGACCAAUAUAAUCUGGGUCGUAUACAGUACGGUGUUACUCAUCCAGAUAUACAAUACAGUUUGCAUUGUAUAAGAAAUGCUUCGUUUAGUCAAUUGAGAUUGAGCCAGUGUGUGUGUGCGCGUGCGCGUGUGUGUGUGUGUGUGUGUGAGAGAGAGAGAGAGAGAGUGUGUGAGAGUGUGUGUGAGAGUGUGUGAGAGUGUGUGAGAGAGAGAGAGAGAGAGUGUGUGAGAGUGUGUGUGUGAGAGUGUGUGAGAGAGCCUUGCCUGUUUUAGCAGCCGGCGAGGCAAAGCCACGGGGAGGAAGGGGUGUGAGUUUAGACAGACAGAACUCCUAAAGCCAUAUAAUAAGAUGAGAAGUUGAUGCUUUGCUGCACAUACCAGUGGUCUCCUCUUUAUAGUCUCCUGGUUUUGAGAAAAAGUAUAUUCCUUACCUAAUUCUAUAAAAUAAUUGUACGAAUAUUUUUUAAAACGUCUGUGACAUUACGGAUGCCUAUAGUUCUAUUUAAAAAAUAAUGACAACAUUGUUCAAAUCUAGAUCAAACCUUGUUUUUCUUCACAGUGGGGGUUAUUAUGUAGCUGUGUGCAGGUGGACAUAUUUUCUAUCCAUCUCGAACAUUCAGGGAAAUGUUUAGUUUAAACCUUCUCGACCUGCCAACGGUGUUAUGUUAGCCUGAUAACACGUUCUUUAGGAAGGGUUGCUUUGACACCCAGACCAAGCCUUCCCCUGGACUAAAAAUGCUGGCUAAAUGGAGAAUCUCCAUUGAAGGUGUGUGUUAAUCCGGGAAUAGGGCUCAAUCAGGGUUCUGGAAGAUCUAAUCUCAGGCUGCAGAGUCAGUGUAUAGACAGAGAAAUGGCUGAACUGCUGCCUCUCCUCCCGUCAGACAAUAUUACGGGAGACCCACCUAGAAGCCUAACUUCUGACUUUGAAAGUCACAUUUGUUCCAUUUUGCCAGGUUGCAAUACAAUACAAUACUGACUGAGGUCAGUAGACUACAAGAGGGCGGAGCCCCACAAUGGGUUAUAGACUAACCAACAGCCUGAUGCUAUAUCCCGUUCACCUAACUCAUCAGAGCUACUGUGUUCCUUUUCUUUGUCUUCGAUAUUAGAAUGAUUUGCCUGUACUGCUCAAAUCUGGCAUUUACAUGCACCUCAAAUGUACCCCACACAUUUUCAUAGCAUGUUGGUUUCGAGUGGGAUUCUGAGAAUGUUGUGUAAAUUCUAUUCAAUUAACAAUAGGUCUACUCCAUGUAAAACCCACUUUUUAACUAUAGAAUUUUAAUGCUUUGUGAAAGAAUUAUGACUUUACAUCUCAAUUAAUGUCCUUCUGUAUCUAAAGUUAGGGUCCCUGGAUGGUCUGGCUAUAAUGCUCUAUGUUGGAUUCUGUUCUUUUCAAUGAACUUUAUACAACUGCUAACCGCAUGGCCUUGGGUAGUGCACUCAGAGAGUGUGUGUCGCUAAGGCCUCCUAAUCCAGACAUGGACGUGUUUCUGAGGGGAAGGUUUGGGCGCGACAAGGCUCCAAGCGGCAGAAGCAGGCCUUUGUCGCCACUUGAAGACAACAUGUUUCUCACUAAAGGAAGGGAGCAAACGUCUGUACUUCUUAGCCGACGGAAGUAAACAUGUAUUUUCCCGCACGGGCGAUGAAUUAAAUGGUAUUUUGCAGUCAAACUCAAGUAAAUAUACAGGCUCUUUACUUUUAAA